GCUGCUUGUUGUCAUUUGUUAGCUCUGCGGCUAACUUAGCCGUCCGGUUUUUUCUCUCCAACACACUUUGAUCCAGCAGGAUGUUAGGAUGGAGUGGCGCCCAGUUCUGCCGGACAGCCUGGUGUUGGAGAUCUUCUUGCGUCUGCCCCAUGAUGCUGUGCUGAGAGCUGGUCUGACCUGCCGGCAGUGGCUGGCUGUCUCCAGAGAUGAGUUCUUAUGGAGGGAGCUGUUCUACAGCUACUACCGCAUCCCCCGCGAGGUUCCCCGACACCCAGCGGCCGUGUCGUGGUACAGGGAGUUCAAGCGUCUAUUCGAUUGUAUCCCGUGCGUGGAGGUUCAGACGUUGAGAGAGCACAGUGACCAAGUCCUCCACCUGGCUUUCUCUCACAAGGGUCAUCGGUUCUCCUCCUGCUCCAAAGACUGCACUGUUAAGCUGUGGGACACGGAGCGGCCAGAUGGCAACAUCUCGCUGGUGCACAGUUCCAGUAUGCGGCAGUUCAACUGGGGCUACACCCAGUUCUCCCAGUUCAAUGCUGAUGACAGUCUGCUGCUUGUGUCUGGCGUCUACCUGGGCCCACACCACUCUUCGUCAGGGGAAAUCGCUGUCAUCAGUCUGGAAAAUUACACACUGUUGUCGCGGGUAAGGAACAAGCCGUAUGACGUGUUUGGCUGCUGGCUGAACGAGACCCACCUGAUCUCUGGGAACCUGCACUGGAUAGGCAACAUGACGUCUUGCUCUGUGCUCUGGCUCAAUAAAGCCUUCCAGGAUAUUGAAUCAGAGAACGUCAACGUGGUCAAGCGCCUUUUCAAGAUCCAGAACAUCAAUGCCAGCACCAUCCGCACAGUGAUGGUGGCCCACUGCCAGCGUCACGACAACCCUGACUUGCUGCUGGACUACGAGGCUCAGUCUCAGGCUCAAAGGCAGAAAGGCCCACAGCAGCAGCACCAGCCCCUCCUCUUUGACCUAGGAACCUCUGGCAGCGAGGAAGAAGACGAGGCGGAGGAGGGUGAUGAGUACCAGAAGGAAGUAAGGUCUCACGGCCUGCCCAAUGCUCGCCUUCCCCAGCCCACCUUCUCCGGCCUGGAGCAUGUCAUACAGAGUCGUAAAAAUGUAGGGCGCAGGGAGUUAGAGAUUGAGACCCACGUAGCGAAGAUGAUGGGCAAAGCCCACACGAAGCCCCCCGACUCAAGCCUCAUCGAUCCUUCUGAACCUGGAGACGGAGAGGACAAGACUUACUUACUCUUUACCACCGGCAGCCUUACAUAUUCCCCCCACCAGAUAGGUAUUAAACGGAUCAAGCCCGACCAGAUGACCACAUGUGGUCCUGUCCUUGGGGAGGAGCGGAGUUCAGACGAAUUUUUUGACUCCCUAGACCAUGUCAUAGAUAUCCACGGACACAUCAUCGGUAUGGGACUUUCUCCAGACCACAGGUACCUGUAUGUGAAUAGCCGGGCUUGGCCUGCCGGCUGCGUGAUCUCUGACCCCAUGUGUCCCCCUCCCAUUGCCGAGGAGAUUGACCUGCACGUCAUCGACCUGAAGAGUCUGAGGGAGGAGAGAAGGAGUCUGCGCGCUCACCGAGCCUUCACGCCUAACGAUGAGUGCUUCUUUAUCUUUUUGGACGUCAGCAGAGACUUUGUUGCCAGUGGAGCAGAGGACAAGCACGGCUACAUCUGGGACCGUCACUACAACAUCUGUCUGGCGCGGCUGGCACAUGACGACGUGGUGAACUCAGUGGCGUUCAGCCCUGCUGACCAGGAGCUGCUGCUGUCCGCUAGUGAUGACUCUACAAUUAAGGUGUGGCGUUCGCCACGCAUGGUCCGCUUAGCGCAGAGCGCCGCGCGGCCCCCAAGGCCCCGCAGCCUCCUGCCGGCCUGGCUGAGCCGCAACAAGAACUCUACAUCUGCCAGCAGCAUCAACGGGAAGCCAUGAGUCAGGUUGGAAAACACUUUACAGUGGGAGUGAGUGGUAAGAGGAAAGUGUGAUCUUUUUUUCCUCUAUGGUGUGAAUAUAUAUACACACACUCCAUGUAUAUGAUCAGUGUGGUUACAGUAAGUGGUUUACUUGACGCACAGCAGUGCUCUGAGUGUCUUCAGCUAACAGGAGAUGGAACGAGAUGUGACUCAGGGUCAAACA
Molecule: messenger RNA, 2134 nt
Organism: Scomber japonicus (chub mackerel)
Lineage: Eukaryota; Metazoa; Chordata; Actinopteri; Scombriformes; Scombridae
Gene: fbxw5
Product: F-box and WD repeat domain containing 5
Exons: 10
Coding region: 89-1930 (613 amino acids)
Biological process (GO): protein ubiquitination
Cellular component (GO): SCF ubiquitin ligase complex; Cul4-RING E3 ubiquitin ligase complex
Molecular function (GO): protein binding
Source: RefSeq, a predicted model, not a curated record